This is a messenger RNA of Phragmites australis (common reed), 794 nucleotides long. Its product is annotated as disease resistance protein RGA5-like. The record is from RefSeq and is a predicted model, not a curated record. Bases 143 to 568 code for a protein of 141 amino acids. Lineage: Eukaryota; Viridiplantae; Streptophyta; Magnoliopsida; Poales; Poaceae. The transcript has 3 exons.
GCCGUGAAAUGAACCGGUUGCUGUAUUUUUCGUGCGUGUCUGAGCCUCUGUGACAUAUAUAAAGCGACACGCUGCUCUGCUCUGCACGGACCAGCUUUGCUAGCUCCUGCUGAUCAUUUGCUUGUUACUCAACGACGCCAGCAUGAGGACGGAGAUGGUGAUCCGGAUGCAGGGGAACUCCUCCGAGAAGGGCCACUCCAAGGCCAUGAAGAUCGCAGCUGAAAUCGAGGGGGUGGAGUCGGUGACGCUGGCGGGGAAGGACAGGGACCUGCUGCUGGUGGUAGGCGACGGCGUCGACUGCAACUACCUGACCACCCGCCUGCGCCGGAAGCUGGGCCACGCCGACAUCGUCGAGCUGCGGACCCUGCAUGACAGCGGCAGGGGAGGGGGCGGCGGCGGCUACGGAAACUAUAGCUCUCCGGUGCCCAGCAGCUACACGCCAGCGGCGUCGGAGUACUACCAUCACCAGCCAUACGAGUACUACCACCCUCCGCCGUACGCCGCCGCCGUCGUGCACCACGAGUACUACCCAGCUGCCGCUGACCCCAACAGCUGUUCCAUCAUGUAGCACCACGUACCACUAGUGUCGUUAGUGUAGGUAAUGCUUAUGCUCUGUAGGUGGAUAUGUUAUUUUUUUUCCCCAUACAGCAGUUUCAUACUGCUAGCUUGUCUCUCAAAUCGGGGCUUGUUUCUUAGUUUUCCCCCGUUUCAUUCAUUUUGUAGUAACAUGCUUUGCCUCUGGUGUCGAUUGUGAAGCUAUUGAGGUGUGAAAUGUGAAUCCCAGUUUACUGUUA